AUGGAUGAUAGCAUGGAUAUAAAAAACCAAAGAAGAUCUUCUGUUUUUGAUGAAGAUGAUAAUGAAGAUGACAGUGGAGAUGAUAGCGAAGAUGAAGAACAAGAUGAAAAUGCAUGGGAGUUUGAGUAUGAUGGUUUUGAUGGUUUAGAUGAUAGUGAUUCAGAUGAUCGAUGGGUACUAUGGAAAGAUGGGGAUGAAGAUGAUGAUUGUACUGGUGAUGAUCAUGAUGCAGGGAAAGUUGGAGAGAGUGCAGCAGUGGAUAAAAUAGUGGAAGCUGUAAGGGAAGUUGCAGUUGAAGAAGCAGGGGAAAAAGCAAGGAAAAAGGUGGGGGAAGAAACCAACAGGUAUAAUUAG
Punica granatum (pomegranate) is the source of this 354-nucleotide messenger RNA. NCBI's taxonomy places the organism in Eukaryota, Viridiplantae, Streptophyta, Magnoliopsida, Myrtales, Lythraceae. The record is from RefSeq and is a predicted model, not a curated record.